This is a messenger RNA of Rotaria sp. Silwood2, 1704 nucleotides long. Lineage: Eukaryota; Metazoa; Rotifera; Eurotatoria; Philodinida; Philodinidae. The record is from the annotation of a GenBank genome assembly.
AUGUCAGCAGUGACAAUGCCAAAAUCGGAUUUCACUGUUUCAUCAUUACUCAAUUCAUCAAACACUAAUACAUCUACUAAUACUAAUACAAAUAUUGCUGCUAAUGUUACAGCAAAUUACCUUCAUUUUUUAAAUAAAUUUCGACCACUUGGUUUUUCAACACCAAGAGAUCUUUUAGUUCCACCUCCACCACCACCACCUCCACCACCCGAACCAAUACAUCGUUCACAAGAUGAUGGUAUACAUGAUGAUCCAAAAGUUGAACUUGAAAGUAAAGAUUUAUGGGAUCAAUUUCAUCAACAUGGAACUGAAAUGGUAAUCACAAAAAGUGGAAGACGUAUGUUUCCACCUUAUAAAGUUAAAACAACAGGUCUUGAUAAACGAGCAAAAUAUAUUUUAUUAAUGGAUAUUGUUGCUGCUGAUGAUUGUCGAUAUAAAUUUCAUAAUUCACGUUGGAUGAUUGCUGGAAAAGCUGAUCCAGAAAUGCCUAAACGUAUGUAUAUUCAUCCUGAUUCACCAGCGACAGGCGAACAAUGGAUGUCAAAAAUUGUUUCAUUUCAUAAACUUAAAUUAACCAAUAAUAUAUCAGAUAAACAUGGAUUUACAAUUUUAAAUUCAAUGCAUAAAUAUCAACCACGUUUUCAUAUAGCACGUACAGAUUCAAUAGUUGAUUUAGGUUGGUGUCCAUUUCGUACAUUUAUAUUUAAAGAAACAGAAUUUAUUGCUGUAACUGCAUAUCAAAAUGAAAAAAUUACUCAACUUAAAAUUGAUCAUAAUCCAUUUGCAAAAGGUUUUCGUGAUAAUGGACAAGGUAAACGAGAAAAAAAACGUAUUAUGCUUAAUGAUCACCAUCAUCAUCAUAACCAUCAUCAUCAACAUCGUCAUCAUCAUACACAUCAGGAUGAGUCCGAUGAUAGUGAUAUAUGUGUUGAUGAAACAACAACAACAACAACAACAACAUCAGCAACAAAUAAUAAUAAUAAUAAUAAUUCAACUAAAGCAGAAGAAACUCCAUUACAUAGUUUAUUAUUUACUGCUGCUGCUGCUGCUGCUGCUGCACAAGCUCAAGUUCAUCAUCCACUACGGCAUCAUCCAUAUGCACAUCCACAUUAUUUUCAAUAUCGAAAUUAUCUUUAUGAACAACAACAACAACAACAACAACAACAAGCUGCUGCAACAGCAUUACGUUUAGCCAAUCAUAAACGAGAACAUGAUGAUAAUGAUGAUGAUGAUGAGGGUGGUGGUGAUGAAAAUAAUACAACUGAUGUUGAUUCAACUAAAAGAGUUAAACGUGAAAGAUCGAACAGUGCUGGUGCAACAAGUAUUAGUAAUAGUUCAGAUGAAAUUACAACAACUAUAAAUAAAUCUUCAAAAUUACCAUCAUCAACAAUAGCAACAACAAAUGAUGAAAUUAUUAAAUCAGAUCCAUUAGCAAUGUUUAAUUCAAAUAUAAAUCCUCAACACCUUUAUUGGUUCUUACAAGGUAAUAAUAAUAACAAUAACAAUAAUACACUCCCACCAAUACCAACAAAUUUAACAGCAAAUGAUUGGUAUGAAACAUUUUUUUUACAACGACGAACAACAAUUCCAUUACCAACACAAAUGAUUCAACAUCCAUUUUCAAAAUUAUUUGCUCGUACAUUACCACCAUUAUUAUCAUCAGCUCCACGUAUGACUUCACCACAAUCAACAAGUCCGAAAUAA